Durusdinium trenchii is the source of this 519-nucleotide messenger RNA. NCBI's taxonomy places the organism in Eukaryota, Dinophyceae, Suessiales, Symbiodiniaceae. The record is from the annotation of a GenBank genome assembly.
AUGGCAGACAUUUGGGGCCGGAUGGGAAGAACCAUGGAGGUCAGUGAGGAUGGAAGAGUUCUCACCAAGAAGGCUGGUGGCAACUAUGCACGACAUGUUGCUGCCCAAGAGGUGCUUUCCUCUGGUGUUCACACUUGGGAGGUGGAACUGACUUCUGGGGCCACCUCAAACAACAACCGCGACGUCUUCAUCGGGGUUGCCACGCCGGGAUGUGAUGUCGAGAAGGGCGACCACCAUGCCAAGGGCAAGGCAUGGUACCUCCGCACCCAUGACGGACACAUCUAUGGCGGUGAUCUGGAGGUCGAAGACGCCGCGAUGAAGGGCAAGCAUUUUCUCGCAGGGGAUCGAGUGGGAGUGCGGCUCGACUGUAAUGAUGGUUCCCUCCGUUUCUACAAGAACGGUGAGCCGUUGGGAGAACAAUUUCCAGCCGGCACCAUCCCCACGCCUGUGGUGCGCGCGGUGGAGCUGAAAUGCCCUGGCCAGUGCGUGACGCUCCUGCCGGAAGUGCAACUGGUAUAG